AGAAGGACCACGACUCUCGGAGAACCCUCACGUCGGCCGUGGACCGCAUACUGUACGAAUCACAUCCGAUCGUCUGCUGUUAUAAUUUACAGUUUGCUCAUCGUCACUUGUCAUGGUCCAUGUGUAAGUCUCCGGUCACAUCAGAAAUGUAACGCAUCCGUGAUCUACCCUGUAGAUCCGGGCUUUUGUAGAAUAAUCGAUACGUUCAGAAGCUCGUCUCUACAGGUAUCUUACGGAUGGAAGUUUACCCCGACCCGCGGCGGCACCAUACAUCGAACGGAUGGAAGCCACGACGCCUGAUGAUAGUAUAGUACUUACCUAUACAAUAUAUUAUAUUAUUAGUUAAUUUUGAGCCUUAACCCGUCGUUGCAUCCUCCGCUGACGUCAAUGAACGAGUAUGAAGGUUUUCGAUGCACGUAUGGUUUAGCUGUCGCGGCGUCUCCUCUGCGCUCGUCAGUCGUCACUCAUCAUCCGCUCGAAAUUAUAAUACUUAAUAUUUUUACUCAUUUGUUUUACAUUUUGUAUAAUUUCUUCUAUUUAAAAUAAAAUAAGUGUCAAUAUUCUAUCCUUGUCGUGGCCGUGGAUCAAUCGGUUAUUUAUGGCUACUGUAGGUUAUUAACAUAUUAUUAUAAUACAUAUAUGUACAGGUUCGUACAAACAUAAAUAUUAUGAUACACCAAUACACCAUACAUUAUUGUAUACUUGGUUAGGUUAGCUUAAUAUCUUUCGUGAUUUAAUAAUGUUUUGUUACUUAUUUUCUUAUGGUUGUAGUUAUAUACCCAUAGUCGUAUAUAUAUACAUACGAGUUUGUCACAAUUAAACAUUAUUGAAUAUUAUUGUUAUAGAAAUGGUGACAUUAAUGUAUAAUCCAUAUACCAUGGUGCUUCUAUGUAUAUAUAAAUAUAUAAUAUAUUAUAACAAUUAACAAUAAUUUUAUUUUGUAUAACAUGACAUUUAUCUACAAAAAUUGUUCAUGUUUUGUGUUUUUAUUUCAUCAUAAUAUUAUUUAGUUAUAGACAUAUAGACUAAAAUCUAGAAUAGGAAAAUAAAAAAAAUAUAUGUUCACACAGUGGCGUAAACUGGGGGUCGCACGGGGUCGCACUUGCAACCCCUGAAAAUAUCAUAGGGUCGCAAGAGUAUCUUUUUGCGACUCCAAAAAAUUACGAUUUCAAUUAUCAAAAAAUUGAAAUAUCAAUAUAAUAAUAAACUAACUAAUUUAUAUUUUGAGAACCAAUGUUUAACGUUGUCUUGAAGCACUGGAAUUAUUAUUAUACUAUAUCCUUUCCACAUUUAUUUAUAGUUUUGUUAUUAAUAAUUUUCUAUUAUUAUACCAAUAUGUAUAUUUAUUGUGAUCGGCCGACUCGAGUCUCAAUGGUAGCUGAUAAUGAAAACGUGUUUCAUAGUUUAAAAUUACUAUUUGUUUGUUUUAUUCAUGAAUUUAAUUUUUACACUUGUUAUUUCUUAUUCGUGAUCGACUUAAAAUUAAGUACUUACUACAGUGGACAAAUUUCUUAUAAAAGUAUCGAAGUCAAAAAAAAAUACUAAUGCUGAGAAAAAUGUUAACUUACCUGAAGAAAACCACCUUUCCCCAGAAAAAAGAUCAAAAAUGGAUAUUCUACCAAAUACCAAGGACAUAAAUCAAAUUCAGAAUGCUAUAUCUAGCCAUGUAGGUACAUCAAAGUCAGAUCAAACUACAAAUACACUAUUGAUAAGUGACAAUCUUAAUCGAGAUCCUGGUCAUAAGAAUACAAAUGCUUUAAUUUUAUUUUCAAGUGGGUUUGGACCGUAUCAACCAAAUAACAUUAUAUUUCCACAGCAUUUAGGAAGAAAAUUUCGAACAGAGUGGUAUACUUCUUUUCCUUGGAUAGAAUAUAGUCCUAGCAGUAACUCUGCAUAUUGUUUUUACUGUCGUGUUUUUCCAUCUAAAACAUCAGAUCCAACUUUUGUUAGUGUUGGAUUCAAGCAAUGGUCAAAAGCUAGUUUCAAGUCUUUUCCUUAGCAUGAAAAAUCAUUUGGAC
Messenger RNA from Rhopalosiphum maidis (corn leaf aphid), 2018 nucleotides. RefSeq lists its product as uncharacterized. The record is from RefSeq and is a predicted model, not a curated record. Bases 1607 to 1999 code for a protein of 130 amino acids. Lineage: Eukaryota; Metazoa; Arthropoda; Insecta; Hemiptera; Aphididae. The transcript has 5 exons.